UGUAUCUGUGUCCAGUAUGAAUGAAAUUAGAGGUAGGUUCGUGAGCCAAUGCUAACUAGGGUUAGGGUUAGGGUUAGGCUAGACAAGAAGCUAGGGUCAGGGGUUCUGCUCAAUUUAAUUUCAAUUAAAUUGAAGAGGGGCUACAUUUCUACAGCCCUAGUGGCAGGGGCUCAGCUUUGUUGUUUUUUCAAAUUCGACAUUGCCUCUUUGUUGCAUGAUCAGAACCUAAUCAAAAUGACUAUAAACUGCCAAACAUGACAUGACCACAAUUGUUUAUCAACACGUUCUGAGUGGCGAGACACCUGUGGGAAUGGCAUCAUCAUUAAAGGAGAAGUAAGAUUAUAGGUGCUAACAGGGCCCUCUGGUACGUGUAUUAGUUCUCCUAUUUACCAGAAUCCUUACUUUGACAGAAGACUCAUCUGAAAGCCGUGGCAUAAAGUGGUUGCCAUGACACAGGUCAUAGAGGUCACAUACUACCUCUGUUGCUCAAUUGUCAUUUGGUCAUGGUCAUGCAGUAUAAAGUACACUUAUUCAUUCUUGAAGAAUUAGAUGUGUUAUCUUUGCUUACGCUUGAUUGCCAUCUUGGCAGAUUAUGAUGCACAAUCCUGCAUUGUUACAAUAUCUGUUGCCAACUGAAUCACGUGGACUCAUCAGACGCAGUGAACAACAUAGAGUAGGAGUCUCCACAGAAUAAAACCAUGAUUUCAUUGGCUGUGGAGCAGACAGAAUACUAAACAGUUCCAAAAUGUUGUUGUGAUCAUUUUUGGGGCGUCCCUUUAGCAGCAUCCGUCUGUUUAUAUAAUACUCAGAGGAAAGUCUAGGUGCUCGUAGAGCCUGAGGCUGAAGGAGGGGGUACAUGGUUUGCUGACUAUGAUUAGGUGAGAUUAAACUUUUCAUAUGCAUGAUCUAUAUUACACACCAUCAUUUCAUAACCAAUUGUUCAACAAGUCAACAUGACGACAGUGUUGACUUGUCUCUUUGUUUCCCUCAGCUGAAAGGAUCCUGACCAGAGCUCAAAAUCAACCACCUUUAAUUCUUAGUGCUUCCCAUAGACAAAUACGGAUUGAGGUAUUGAUUGCUGAGAACUAAUGAAAUACAUACACAAUAUUUGUAGAUAUUAAGGUGAGUAUAGGUUUGAGGUUUUAGUCAUACUACUUUUUUGUAUUUUCAAAGGAACAAGAAUAAGAAAGAUGACAUUCCAACGUCAUUUUACAUACAUUUACAUACUAUGAAUAUAUAGUAUUUAAGUUUGAUAAAAACUGGGUUUAUUAAAAGUGUAACUAUUUCAUGAAGAUAUGGGAUGGGAAGCAUUAUCAGCAGGAUGUGUUGUAUUUUCAGAAGCCCAAUAAUCUGACUCAGAACAACGUUUUGGACCAGCAGUUCGGUGUUCCGUCUGUUACAGUAACACUAUUCUUGCAAAACUUUAAUUGAAAGCCUAAAACACCAGGUGGAAUGGACUUCUCAAAUACUUCGAACCUCAACAGCACUGUGAAAUCACAGACUCUUUUCUGCUACGAGUCUUUGAGUGGAUCGUGUGUGAGGUUUGCUCGACCCCUGAGCGUUCAGGUUCCGAUGUUCACAUCGAUGGUGUUGGCCAUACUGGUGACUGUUAUUGGGAACCUUCUGGUCAUCACCUCCAUUGCACACUUCAAGCAGCUUCAAACCUCCGUAAACCAACUGCUCGUCUCCUUGGCUGUGUGUGACCUCCUUCUGGGAGUGUUUGUAAUGCCGUGCAGUGCUGUGCGCUCUGUCCAGGGCUGUUGGUACCUAGGAGGGUUUCUGUGUAAGCUCCACACCAGCACUGAUAUUAUGCUGAGCACAUCCUCCAUCUUCCAUCUAUCCUUCAUCUCCAUUGAUCGUUACUUUGCUGUCUGCAGGCCACUGUCGUACAGACUGAUCAUCACCAAUAACACUGUAUUGAUCAUGAUCACCACCAGUUGGCUGGUCCCUGCCAUUUUUGCUUAUGGAAUGAUCUUCGCUGAGAUCAAUCUGAAAGGCAAGGAGGAUUUCUAUGAAACACAUGUCAAGUGCGUUGGAGGCUGUCAGGUGUUCUUUAGUCCAGUGGCAGCUUUAGUAGUAUCCUCCUUCUGUUUUUACAUCCCAGGCAUGAUUUUGAUUUGUAUAUAUUCCAAGAUAUAUUGGGUUGCCAGGGUUCAGGCCAGGUCCAUUAAAGAUUUAUCUCGUCAGUUUAAAGAGGCAGACUCUGGACGUAGAGAGAGACGAGGGGCAAAUAUUCUGGCAAUAGUAGUGGGAGUGUUUCUAAUCUGCUGGAGUCCCUUUUCCUUGUGCCUCAUCAUUGACCCUUUCAUACAGUACUCCAUCCCCCCGCUGUUGGGGGAUACCCUGGUUUGGUUUGGAUAUUUGAACUCUGCUUUUAACCCUAUUGUCUAUGCUUUCUUUUACACUUGGUUCAGGAGGGCUUUGAGAAUCAUCAUCAGUGGUCACAUCUUUCACAGAGGUUCUUGUAGAUUUAGAUUGUAUUCUGAGUAAAGUUUCAGUUGACAUUGUAUGAUGUGUGUUCAAAUAAAUCUAUGAAUUAUGAUGGGAUGUAACAUGUGACAGUUAUGCAACUAAAAGAUAAAGCUUGAGUGAAAAUGUAACUGAAGAUGCUUUUAACCUGUUUCAUAUAAAGCUGUUUGCCUGAAAUAAAUGUGUUUCAAUGCCUGUGACACUUGUGCCUGUCACCUUGUUUAAUAGUGUUCUUUGUCUCCUCCUAGUGCCGGAACAGUAAUUCUGUGACCCACCUGAAUUUCUUUGAA
Oncorhynchus keta (chum salmon) is the source of this 2759-nucleotide messenger RNA. Its product is annotated as trace amine-associated receptor 1-like. The record is from RefSeq and is a predicted model, not a curated record. The transcript is spliced from 2 exons. Gene Ontology annotation, molecular function: trace-amine receptor activity. NCBI's taxonomy places the organism in Eukaryota, Metazoa, Chordata, Actinopteri, Salmoniformes, Salmonidae. Gene Ontology annotation, biological process: adenylate cyclase-activating adrenergic receptor signaling pathway. Gene Ontology annotation, cellular component: membrane. The coding region runs from base 1453 to 2490 and encodes 345 amino acids.